CAAAAAUCAGCUGUAAAAUUUUAGGGCAUUAUUCCGUUUCUGUUGAAAGUUCAACAAACUCAUAUUUGAUUGCAUUUGUAUGUUUGAUACUAUAACUUAUUUGUAUCAUUUUUAAUUGCUUAACAUAUAAGUGGUAUUAGCUCGAAUUGAAAAAGGCAGAGUGUAAACAAUGGUAGCUGCCGUAAAGAAGCUGCAGAAAAACACAAAUUCUGAUGAAGAUGAGCCCACCAGACCUGCGCAAGUCCAAGGACCGGCUUCCUCUACGUUGCAUGGCUCAAGUAUAUUGUUGGAUGCCAACUCGACUAAGAGGAAAAGUGCGUUUUUACCAUAUCGCCCACAAUCGACGGUCCUAACGAAUCUGCAGCGUGGUAAUACGGAAGCUACAUUUUGCACUGUGGAGGUAACGCUGUCUUUUCAUGAACGUGCUGGCCAAGGCGAAAUCACUGAGGAACACGUAAAAGCUGAACUACUGCGACAAAAACAUAUUGAUUUCAGGGACUCUCACGGAUUCACACCCCUGCACUGGGCAGCGUCCUAUGGCCAGUUAGUCUCUACGCAAUUGCUUGUUGCAGCAGGCGCUAAUGUAAAUAGUCUGGCAACGGAUAUGGUUACGCCAUUGCUGCUUGCAGCGGCUGGGGGACACAAUGAGAUCGUGCGCUUCCUACUCGAUCGCGGAGCUGUGUCCACGCACAUGGACAUUGUAGGCAAUACAGCACUUAUGUAUGCAGCAGCUGGCAACCACCCACACACUUGCAACGAGCUGCUGGCCAGAGAUUUGGAUUUUAGUGCUACCAAUGAGAAUGGCGAAACAGCAUACGCUCUGGCCGUGGAGCACGGCUCGCAUCUGUCCCAGGCUUUGCUGGAACAGUAUAUGACUGCCGUGCUGACGGCAGGAGCACUUGGCAACAUUCAGUGAAAUAUACAUACGAGAUUCAUGGACUAUAAUAGAGUUGUAAGAAAUAAACGUAAUUUAAGG
Drosophila hydei is the source of this 976-nucleotide messenger RNA. Its product is annotated as DNA-binding protein RFXANK. NCBI's taxonomy places the organism in Eukaryota, Metazoa, Arthropoda, Insecta, Diptera, Drosophilidae. The coding region runs from base 170 to 916 and encodes 248 amino acids. The record is from RefSeq and is a predicted model, not a curated record. The transcript has a single exon. Gene Ontology annotation, cellular component: nucleus; cytoplasm. Gene Ontology annotation, molecular function: protein binding.